Molecule: messenger RNA, 424 nt
Organism: Melospiza melodia melodia
Lineage: Eukaryota; Metazoa; Chordata; Aves; Passeriformes; Passerellidae
Gene: POLR3K
Product: RNA polymerase III subunit K
Exons: 3
Coding region: 41-367 (108 amino acids)
Biological process (GO): DNA-templated transcription; termination of RNA polymerase III transcription
Cellular component (GO): RNA polymerase III complex
Molecular function (GO): zinc ion binding; nucleic acid binding
Source: RefSeq, a predicted model, not a curated record
GCCAUCGCCGGAAGGGGCGGGCGGCGCGGCGGAACCGGCGAUGCUGCUCUUCUGCCCGGCCUGCGGGAACGUGCUGGUGGCCGAGGAGGGGCCGCGCUGCCACCGCUUCGCCUGCACCACCUGUCCCUACGUGCGCAAUGUCACGCGGAAGGUGACGAGCAGGAAGUACCCGCGGCUGAAGGAGGUGGACGAUGUGCUGGGCGGCGCCGCGGCCUGGGAGAACGUGGACUCCACGGCAGAGCCGUGCCCCAAGUGCGAGCACCCCCGCGCCUACUUCAUGCAGAUCCAGACGCGCUCGGCCGACGAGCCCAUGACCACCUUCUACAAGUGCUGCAACCCGCAGUGCGGGCACCGCUGGCGGGACUAAGGGGUAAUGGGAUCGCAGUUAUUGCUGCUCCUGCAAUAAACGCGGCACUGCGGGCAA